This is a messenger RNA of Thrips palmi, 2683 nucleotides long. RefSeq names its product slender lobes-like protein. The record is from RefSeq and is a predicted model, not a curated record. Lineage: Eukaryota; Metazoa; Arthropoda; Insecta; Thysanoptera; Thripidae. The transcript has a single exon. The coding region runs from base 58 to 2271 and encodes 737 amino acids.
GAGGGGAGCAUUUGUUUUGUGUGGUUUUUGGUUGGGAUCUUCUCUAGACAUAAGAGAAUGGAUCGUGAAACAAACAAGAUUAGCAAGAAGAAGAAUGUUAAAAAACAUAAGUUGUCUAAAAGGAAAAAACACCAUGAUACGAGUGGCGAAGAAUCCAUUGACCUGUCUGAAAAGAUAUACCCUAUAGCUCAUUACAUCAAUGACAGGGAAGAAAUGAUCCAACAAGUUUUCUCUGUUAUGGAAAAAGAAAAGCUUAAUUGCAUGCUUCCACCUAUCUUAAAAGGUAUGACAAUCGAAGUGUUAAAAGAAAAGUGUUUGAAGGAGUUGACAAAAAUGUCUGAUGAUGAAGUACGGAAGGUUUUAUGCGGAGAAACCAUUGAAGCCUCGACGAAAAAGGUGCCAGGUCCUACAAACAUUGACUCCGACACUUGUCAAAGUCUGUCAUCUGUUGAAGAAUGUAACAAUACUGAAAAGGAGAAGCGGACUCUUUUGGAUAUCCUUGAGCAAGAAAUGCAAGAAAUAGCCUACAAUACUGUACUGAAAAGAGCAGAGAAACCUGAAACAGAAUCUGAUGAUGGGUUGCCAGAAAUUGUAGCGAUUACCCCUACACAUUCCCCCUCAAGAGCAACAAAUAAUGUGCUGCUCAUAUGCAUUGAUUCUGGAGAUGAUGAACCGUCCAAGUGUGUUAGUGAACCUGUCAUUGGAAAUAACAUACUCAAACAGUUAGACAAUCAUGAUGUUGUAUGUGAAGGUGGCACUGAUGUGCUUUGUAUUCCAAACACAAGUGCAAAUACGGAAACUGUCAACCUUGAAAAGAACACCGCGAGUUUUGUGAAUAUACCUUCAACCUCGCCUUCAAAACCUCCACCUGAAAUCAAUCAUUCAAACUUAGGCCAUAUUUCCAAAGCAACUAAUUCCCAGGAAAGUUUAACAAUUCAAGUCUUUUCUAAGAACAUGUCAUCAGAGCGAAUAGUGAAAAAAGUCUGCAAGCUUUCUAAUUCUGAUCCAGACUUAGGUAAGAAUCCGAUUGUGAAUACAGUGAAUUCUAAAGCUGACGAUCUGGUAACAGAUAGUGCUUUGUUUGAUUGUGAUAAAAAUAUAUUGUUUAGUGAAAAUAGUCAGAAUGUUGUUGAAGUACUUACUACUGUCCCCGCUAAUGAGGUUGAAGAAAUUCAAAUAAUAGAUGAAAAUAUCACUGCACAGCAAAGCUCAAAAGAAGGCAGUCAAUUUUGUGAUACGUCUAUUUCUCAGCUAGUAGAUAGUUGCAUUAGCCUUCAAAACUCAAUUAAAUCAAUUGACCCUCAAUAUGAUGAAGUUACCUUAGAAAACAAAGCUGAAGAAAAGGAAGAGGGUGAAAUCACUGAAGAAGAAUCUGAGGAGGAAGUAGAAGUAUUGGAGACCUCUGAAGAGCAACAUCAAUCCUCCACCAUUUUCCUGUCAUCUGAUGAUGAUGUGAAAAGUGACCUCAGUAGGCUGGAUCAGAAGAACAAAGUACGGAAACAUCAUCACAGAUCCAAGGGUAGUAAAAGAAAUAAUGUCUCUCCAGAGCGAUCAAGGAGGCGCAUUGAGAAACGUGGCAACCGAAGCUAUAGGCGGAAAACAACAUCAACAGUGAAAGAAAGCCAGCGUCAUAAUGAGAAAGAAAAAGGAGCAACACCAGAUAAUCACUCUUUAAGCAACAGCACUCAAAUACCAGAUGAGGUAACUUUAGAAAGCCAUCCAGCAGAAACUGAAUCAACCCUAUCUGAAAAAGAUGACUCUUCGCAAGUUGUGGAAGAGAUGGAGACAGAAAUCUGUGACCCAUCCACCUCACCUAACACUUUGGAAAUUCACAUUUCUGACACAAAACUGGAUUCAUCAGAAGAAACUGAGGGAACUGACUCGGCUGAGCCAGUUUCAACAAAAACGUCAUGGGCUGAUAGAUGGGCUGAAAAGAAAGACUUAAAAAAGGUAGUAAUAACCAGUAAAAUUUGUCAAAAUGUACGCAAAAGAAUUUUGUCUGCCAGAAGAAAGCAAGCAAAUCCAGAGCCGGCCACUACUCAGACUGCCCCUUUGCCACCUGUUCCUCCACUAGUGCUUCAUGUCGAAGGGAGUGUUCAGGAGUAUCAAAUGUUACAACUGUUAGACACCGAAGAAAGAAACGAGCCAAAUCCUUCUGUAUUAGAUUUAUUACCACAUGGCAAGGAUUUUGAAGUCGUUUCCAGUGUUAAAUCCAACCACGAUUUGGAAUUACCUGACCCAAAUUUAGAAGAAGCCAAUCAAACAGAAUGAAGCUUUUUCUUUUCAUUCUGAUUUUUGACCACAUCUUAUGUUUUUUUGUUAUUAUUAUUUUCAAUUGAAUUAGAGAUUGUUAAUGACUGUUGUGGGCUGAUUGUAAUCUAUUUCUAGAUUUCUGUUGCCAAGAAAUCUCAUAGCAAACCUUAGUUGUUUUAUUUUCUUUCUUUCUGUUUCUUUUAGAACCAAAGUCUGAACUCAAUGCACUCUGGCAUCUUCUGCAUGAACCAAAAAGAUUUCCUCUGGUCUAUUUGUCUCUCUUUUUUUUUUUUUUUUUCACUGUAAUUAUUGCCAUCAUUCUUUUUUCUUGUUUAGGAUUUUGCUAAUGCUGUAUUUUGUGCUGUUUUUCUGGUGGGAACUUUUCUUUGAUUGUUAAAAAUUGAAGUAAAUGAAGCAUUCUUAGAAUCUC